Molecule: messenger RNA, 810 nt
Organism: Nicotiana attenuata
Lineage: Eukaryota; Viridiplantae; Streptophyta; Magnoliopsida; Solanales; Solanaceae
Product: zinc finger protein 8-like
Exons: 1
Coding region: 54-710 (218 amino acids)
Biological process (GO): trichome morphogenesis; trichome differentiation; response to gibberellin
Molecular function (GO): DNA-binding transcription factor activity
Source: RefSeq, a predicted model, not a curated record
UCCCUUUAGCCUUUAUCUCUUCAUUUCAUUCUUCAGAAAACCUCAAAAAAUUCAUGGAUAGGAGAGAUAUAGAAACUCACGAUUUCAUGAACGUGGAAUCUUUCUCCCAACUGCCCUUUAUUAGACCAGCACCAAUAAAAGAAAAGGCAGCCAUUAGGCUUUUUGGCAAAGAAUUAGGUGGUCGUGAGGAAUCUAAAUCUGUCGAUACCAAUAACAAUAGUCAAGAUCAAGAAUCAAAAGACAGUGCUGUCAAUGUCUCCGACAACCGAAAAUUUGUAUGUAACUAUUGUUGUAGGAAUUUCCCAACUUCACAAGCAUUAGGAGGCCAUCAAAAUGCACAUAAAAGAGAACGUCAGAAUGCCAAAAGAGCUCAACGUCAGCCACAAAAUUUUCAUAUUGGAAAUGUUAAUGGCACUUAUUUUCAUAGUUCCAGGAGCAGUACUACUAGCUUUUAUGGAAAUCGUCAUGUUUAUAAUGGUAGCCAUUAUUCUCAAAAUCGUACUAUAAAUGGAAGUCCCUUGGCCUUUUGGAGAAGUCAUUCUUCUCCUCUUUCUAAUUAUGCUUGUGACCGUUCCAAGAUGAUAGAUCCAUUGCCAGUGUAUGUUAAUGGAAAUUUGAAGACCAAUAGCAGCUCUAUUUCUUUAAGCCGAUUUGGGUAUGAACUGAAGGAAGGAGUUCAAGAUCAUGUGAGUUUAGAUCUACACUUGUAAAGACCGUCCAAGUAGUAAUAAUUUCUCUUCUUCUUUUUUUUUUUUUUCUUUUUGACUGUCCAAUUUAAUUAUUUCUCUACUAUUUGAAAGUGGCUACAGU